This is a messenger RNA of Eublepharis macularius, 2524 nucleotides long. RefSeq names its product zinc finger protein ZFP2-like. Gene Ontology annotation, biological process: regulation of transcription by RNA polymerase II. Gene Ontology annotation, molecular function: RNA polymerase II cis-regulatory region sequence-specific DNA binding; DNA-binding transcription factor activity, RNA polymerase II-specific. Lineage: Eukaryota; Metazoa; Chordata; Lepidosauria; Squamata; Eublepharidae. The coding region runs from base 182 to 2248 and encodes 688 amino acids. The record is from RefSeq and is a predicted model, not a curated record. The transcript is spliced from 7 exons.
UUUGCCGGAAAGCGCGAAGAAGGAGGCUGACUGGGGAAAGCCUGGAAGGCAGCAAGGAUUGGUAAAGUCAAAGAAUUGGGCUUGCCUCACGGGGUGCUCCGUAUAUUCCUCCACUUCAGCUUCGCUCACUUGGACAGGGCUUUCUGCAGCACCAUUACUGAGGGAUCCUUCAGAGGCAAAAAUGGAGAAGGAAGAUGCUACGAGAGCUAAAUUGGAGAGAGAAUCAGACCGGAGAGGAAAAUUCCCUCAUAUUUUCCAGGUUGAGAGUAUUAAGGAAUUUCUUCAAAGGAGACCAGAAGAUCCCAAGAAUCAGCAAGGUGGAGAGGGUUCUCUUUCCCUUGUGCAGUGGGAAGCCCAGUGGCAGGAAUUCCUCAGGACAAUGGAAAACCCUCACUCAAGAUGGGGAAUUCCACAUUUGCCAGAGAAACCUUCACCCUGGAAGGAUACCAAGGCCUUUCUGGCCUCCUUUGAACAAGUUGCCGAGGCCUGUCAAUGGCCCAAGGAAGAGUGGGUGACCCGACUCUUGCCAUCACUCAGUGGAGAAGCUGAGAAGGCCUUUAAGAAUAUGGAUUUCAGAAUGAGAGACGAUUAUGAGAAGGUGAAGGCAGCCAUCUUGCGAGGGGAUGCCCUGAGCCGGGAAAAGCAGCGUCAGCAGUUCAGGUGUUUCUGCUACCAGGAGGCUGAGGGGCCACGAGCGGCAUAUAUCCAACUGCAGGAAGCUUGCCGUGGGUGGCUGAGAGUGGAGAAUCACAGCAAGGAGCAAAUCCUGGAGCUCUUGAUCUUGGAGCAGCUGCUAAUUGUUCUGCCUCUGACGCUUCAGAGACGGGUGAGGGAAAAUAGCCCUGAGAGCUGCUCCCAGGCAGUGGCCCUAGCUGAAGAGUUCAUCAGGCAGGAGAAACUGGCGACAGCAGGGAUUGUCUCUGAGUCAGGCUGGACUCCAUCUGAGGACAAACAGAGGCAGCUCUUAAUGAACAUCAAAGAAGAGGAGAACGGAGAGGCCAGCCCUCUGGCAGGACUUGUAAAUGUUGGGGACUUCCAGGUUUUCUCAUUGGAAAAAGCCAAGAAUGAAGAGGCUGACAAAAACUUCUGGGAUCCAGGCAGACCAGAUAAUCCCAGUCCUUGCCAAAGGGGGGGCUUGCACAAAAUCCCAGUCCAAGAAGAAAGGUCAACCAAUAGCAGAGGGGACAAAGGCCUUAGUGCUCACAAGAGAAUCUGCAAGCAGAGGCAGCCCUUGAUGAACAUCAAGGAAGAGGAGAACGGCGAAGCCAGCCUUCUGGCAGGACUUGUAAAUGAGACGGGUGGGGAAUUCCAGGUUUUCUCAUUGGAAAAAGCCAAGAAUGAAGAGGCUGACGAAAACUUCUGGGAUCAAGGUGGGCCAGAGAAGCAGGAAGGAAGCCAUCCAGAGAAGAAGGUGGAUAAUCCCAUUCCUUGCCAUGGAGGGGGCUUGCACGAAGAAAUGUCAACCAACAACAGAGGGGGAAAAGGCCUCAGUGCUCACAAGAGAAUCUGCUCCAUGGAAAAAGAAAACAAAAAUGUAGCUGUUGGGAAGAGCUCCAUUCAGAGCUCAAAUAUCUCUCAGGAACAAGUUCCGUCAGGAGACAAGCCUUACAGUUGCUUGGAUUGUGGGAAGAGCUUCAGUCGAAGAAUGGCCCUUGCAUCACAUUCAAGAAUUCACUUAGGGGAUGAUCAGGAAAUUGAGGAUGAUGAAGAACUGCAUCGCUUAUCAUCAGAUGAAGCCAGGUGUGACGAGUGGGAAGGAAACAAUGCGAAUCAAGGUGGAGCCAAGAGGCAGAAAGGAAGCCUCAUGAUCGAGGAGAGGGAUAAACCCUUUUCUUGCCAAGGAGAGAAUGUCCAUGAAGUAAUUUACAUGGUGGAGGAAGCGAACAAGCGCUUGGAAUGUGGAAAGAACUUCUCAGAUAAAUCCCAAUAUAAUUUUCAUUUGCAAAAACACAGUAGAAAGAAGAUCCAUAAGUGCUUGGUGUGUGGAAAGAACUUCAGGUGCAGAUCGGAGCUCCUUGAACAUCACAGAAGCCACACAGGAGAGAGACCGUAUAGCUGCUCAGCCUGUGGCAAGCGCUUCCAAUAUAAAUCAGCCCUGACUCAACACCAAAAAAUCCAUUCACAAACGAAACCAUAUAAAUGUUCAGAGUGUGGAAAGAGAUUCACUAGGAGUUUCAGUCUUCAACAGCAUCAAAGAAUCCACUCAGGGGAGAAACCUUUGGAAUGCUUACACUGUGGAAAGGUUUGAAAUGCCACUUUCAACGACAUCAGAUAACCCACGUAGGGGGAGAUCAUUUAGCAGAUCAACCUGUGGCGAGCCCAUCUCUCAUAUUUCACACCCAAAAUAUAAUCUCGGGCUCCGCAGAAGAAUGCAGCUGUACAAAAUGCUUGGAGCGUAGAUUGAGUUUGCAUCUGCACUGAAACCUUACCCCAAGCUCAGAAGCCACAGUUUAUUUGCCAUGCUUUAUUUUCUGUUUUUUUAAAAAAAAAAAAACAAAUUGGAAUUAAACUUUUAAAAAAGUUA